Messenger RNA from Hemicordylus capensis (graceful crag lizard), 1249 nucleotides. RefSeq names its product IQ motif containing K (gene IQCK). The transcript is spliced from 10 exons. The coding region runs from base 60 to 986 and encodes 308 amino acids. The record is from RefSeq and is a predicted model, not a curated record. Lineage: Eukaryota; Metazoa; Chordata; Lepidosauria; Squamata; Cordylidae.
GGGGAGGAGGCGGGGCCGCCGUCGCCUAGCAACCGCGCCGCCGCCGCCUCUGCCGCCACAUGGCUGCUGCUGCCGCCGCCGCCGAGGAAGCGCCGCCGCCAGGCCCGGCACCCCCGCUGCCCCCGCCGCUGCCGCCGCCGCCCCCCAGCCUCUGGGAGCAGAUCUGCGCAGAAUUUGAAGUGGAGCAGCCUCCAUAUCCUGAUCCUUAUGAACAGAAACCAGAACCAGCGCUUGUGCCUACAAUUCAGGUUCCUUUGGAUGAUGGCACUUCCCCACCUCCGAGUGGGGAUCAGAGUGAAUCAGUACCCACUGAAGAAUCUCCUCCUCAGACCCCUUCUCUCCUGGCCCUGUCGCCACUUCUUGCCGUUCCUGAUCUAAAAACGUGUCCUCCGAGAGAGUUCUUAGAAUACUACAUAUUCCCAGUGCUUCUGCCAGGGAUGGCUGCACUCUUGCACCAGGCUAAGAAGGAAAAAUGUUUUGAGAGAAAAAGGACCAAAUUCAUUGCCCUUGAUUUCCUAACGGAAUGGUUAUACAACCACAACUCAAAGCGGGAAGAGGAACCGUUUGUCGAAUUCUUUGAGAUCCCGUUUGUGAAGGAGUGGCUGAAGGACCAUCCCAGGCCGCCGAUCCCGCUCUCGCUGUUGUUAUCUGAAGAAGAAGCAGGCAACAUCAUCCAGUCGUUCUGGAGAGGUUAUCGGGUUCGCUGCGACCCAGAAGUUCAGGAACUCCGCCAGUGGCAGAAACAUUUGAGGGAGACGAAGAACAUUGUUAAACGGGUCUGGGAAUUCUGGACCAAGCAAGAAAAAAAAGUGGGCACCAAGAUGGAGGACUCUGGGCAAGCCACCCCUGUCCGCGUGCGAAUGCCGAUAAUACCUCACUCGCCCACCUCUCAGAACAUAGAAGCAGAGGUCAAGGAAGACCCGUUGCAGUUCUCUGACCCAGGCACCCCCAUAACGCCUCCUGCAGGAGAAGACAGUCAGUUGUGAGCAGGCAUGGAAGAGACCGAGAGCAGCCGCUCGCCUUCUGACACGGACCUCAGCAGCAGCUGGAGGUACCCGAAGCAUCCUGGCCAGCCACGGCUGCCUCUCCAGGGGAGCCCACCUGGCGGUGGGGUGUCUGCACCGUCAUUAAAACUAAUCCAGCAUCAAAGCGACAACACCAUUGUAAGUAAAUAGUAAAGCUUUUAUUUUUUACUCUCUCUCUCUUUGUUAAGAACAGCAUUUUGAAAAUAAAAUGUAUUUGCCCAUGC